Penaeus indicus is the source of this 3641-nucleotide messenger RNA. RefSeq names its product tRNA (adenine(37)-N6)-methyltransferase-like. The transcript has 8 exons. Lineage: Eukaryota; Metazoa; Arthropoda; Malacostraca; Decapoda; Penaeidae. The record is from RefSeq and is a predicted model, not a curated record. Bases 675 to 1922 code for a protein of 415 amino acids.
CAACGCAAACGUUGUACUGAUUAACUUAGCUAGUCAUAUUAAAGAAAAAGGUAUAGUUUUAGUUUCCAACAGCCAUGCAGUGCAAGGUAAAAUUUACUUUAGUGGACAAUGUGGCUGAAAACAAGACACUUUUCAUCAAUGGUAAUACCUUACCAAGUUGAUAAUAAAAAAGUUGUGCAACAUGUAAUACUUUGGUAUAGGUUUACAGGAAAAUGUGAUGGCACUAUAAUAAUCAAAGAGAAAAUACACUCUCAAAAACUUGAAAUAAUCUGCAAUGUCAAAAAUCAAGAAAACUGGUCGCAACACAUGCCAUGCAGGCUGUAACUCCACAACUGGAUGAGUGUCCGGAGGCAGAGCCCCAAAUAGUUAACAGAAGAAGAGCCAAGAAAAUAUAGAUCUGGGAAAUAUAGACCUCAAAAGUCUGAAACUUUAUAAAAGAAGAAGAAAGAAGUCUGCUUCAGCUGCUAGGCUAGUUUCUAGGUUUGCUGAACAUAACCCUGGACUUGAAAAAGGAACCAACUGACCACAAAUGCAGAAGUACUGCAUUUUGAGACUAUAGUACAAUACUCAAGAAUAAUAGACAAAAAUUGAGUUAGAGAAACAGAUCCAGGGAAAAAAAUCAUCAGUAAUAUAGUCUAAACCUUAGUGCAGUCAGUGAAAUUUGUGGAAUAAAAAUGUCAUCUUGUAAUUGUACAGCCACAGAGUCAGGUGAAUUAAGAAACCAGAUAAGGCAAGCAAGAAAUGAACUGAAGAACUUAAGGAAAAUUAUUCAAGGUCUUCAGGCUCAGUAUAAAAAAGAUGUAUCAAGACUGGAAGAACUAUUGAAAUUUGGCAAAUUUCCAGAAAGUGACGGGGAACCAGGGAAUUAUAAGAAGGAAAACAUUAAGCCAGAACCACAUUUUGAAAGAUGGCAACCAAUUGGUCAUAUUAAAAGCUGGUUUCGUCACAAGAAUGGAACACCAAGGCAGGGGAGUGUAACAACACUAAGCCGAGGAAUGCUAAAAAUUGAUAAGGAAGUGUUUAACAACCCUCAUCAUUCACUGGAAGGUUUAGAUGAAUACUCCCACAUUUGGAUUUUCUUCAUCUUCAACAAAAAUGAUGAAACUAAGGAUGGAAAUCAUGCAAAAUCCAAGGUUGCACCUCCAAGGCUGAAUGGGAAACGGAUUGGUGUUUUUGCCAGUAGAUCUCCUCACCGUCCAAAUCCUAUAGGCCUAACAUUAGCACAUGUUGAAUAUAUUGAAGGAGACUGCAUUCACUUGUCAGGACUGGAUAUCUUGGAUGGAACACCAGUGGUAGAUAUUAAACCUUACAUUCCUGAGUAUGAUUGUCCACAGCCUGAAGGCCUGUGUGCUAGUUCAUCUUUCUCUGACUAUGAAGUUAAUAAGAACACAAACAUCAUAAACAAUGAUGCUUUUAGUAUUCAAUAUGUCAAGUCAGACACUGAUAUUCAGAGGGUGAGCAAUACUAAUUUGGAAAGUAGACUACCAGUAAAUGAAAGAAAAAAUGGAAACAAAGAAGCUGUCUAUCUUGAAAAAGAUAUGGUGAGAAGACACAUUGGUGUGAAGAAUUAUCAGCAAAUAACAACAGCAGAAUGGCUUCACAGUGUACAUUCAUCAUCAUUACAAGUAAUAUAUAAUCCCAUUGCAGCAGAUGAAAUCAAGAGAUUUUCAGCAACUACAGAAGAUGAGCCUCACAGACUUGAGUUCCUCAGAAACGACAAAGAAUUAAAGGAUGCAAUUAGUAGUGUUCUCAGUGAGGAUCCAAGAUCAGUUUAUCGACGGAAAAAGUGCUCGUCUUUGCUCUAUUAUUUGACAGUGGACACAGCCCAUGUGACAGCUUGGUUUGAUGAUACAACUGUGGAGGUGCUGCGUGUGAGACCAGUUAAAAAUGUUUCAGACAUCGAAGAAAAUUGUGAUAUGUGAAUUAUAAAACAGUUUAUUCUUGCCAGAUGAACCAAUGAAAAUUGUAAACAUUAUUAAUAACUAUUGACAGAAUCAUAAGUUUGCACUCUUGGAUGCAAUGUAGUUACUUAAUGUAUUGAUAACUAUAAUACUGUUGUGUAUGGGAUUCCACAAACAAAAAGUAUUCAGUGAGAUGUUUUUGUAAUUUAAAAGACAUUUUUUUUAAAGGAUUGCAAAAAGUGACAUUUUUAAAACAUAGUAUUAAUUAAAAGAAAGUUUUGCAUAUUUGGUGAAUAAUAAAAAUAAUACAUACUGUUUCUAUAAAGUUACUUUUAUUACUUAAUAUCUUUUGAUUAUUUUAGAUUAUUUUGGAAAAUAAUUGAAAGAGAAAAAAAUAUUGUAUAAGAAUAUUAACCCAUUGCCGCCAGGGAAAAUGAACAAAAAAUGGGGAAAAUGUUGUGCCUAUUUUCUAUAUUUUUUGUGAAAUGUCUGCCCAGAGAUGCUUGAUUUCAAAAGGUGGGAAAAACGUAUUUUUCACUAGUGCUAUGAAUAUCGAUGGUGUUAAGAAAAGGGUAAACGGGUGAGAUAGGAAGUAGUCGUAACUGGCUCAUUGGUGAUUUAGUACAAGUGUAGCCAUCUAUGUGUAAAAACAAUCCUACAAGUAAUCUCACAGUGGGCAUGGCAUGGCAUGCCCGUUGGCAAUGGGUUAAUGAGUAUGAAUGAAAGAUCAACAGCAGAGUCAACAUAAUACUAGGCAUAUAUUUUCUGCAGCAAGUGGCACCAUGCUACAUGGAGUUGCCAAGAACUGCUAUUGCUGUAUUGGAGCUGGCAGUCAGUAUAAGGUAAUUAUGUCAAUAAUCUUUAUACUUUUUUAACAGCUUAUCAACAUUGUGAAAGUCAGCCCAUGAAUUACAUUCAGUACAAAUGCAGUAAAUAUGGCAAACAGGAAAAUUUAAUGUUUUCUCUUUUACAACAUAAUCUUCACUGUCAUCUUCCAUUGCACUUUUUUCCUUAUACAUAUCUCAUUUAUUUAACGCAUUCGUGCUACUUCUAGAACCCUAUUCAGUCUUGGUAGUUCCUAAGCAAUGUAUAUAUUCUGGGAAGUACAGGUGUGAGUGGCAGUGAUGUGACCUAGUUAUCAGAAUGCACCAAAUAUGAUUUCCCUAUUGGAUUAAUGGUUAAUAGUUAACCCAUUGCUGCCGGGGAUGGCAUGUACAUACAUGCCAUGCCCACUGUGAGUCGACUUGUUCGAUUGUUUUUACAAAUAGAUGGCUACACUUGUACUAAGUAUCCAAUGAGCCAAUUACGAGUACUGCCUGUCUCACCCGUUCACCCUUUUCAUCGAUUUACGAAAAUAUUUAACAUUAUCCUAAUUUGCUGUUAAAAAUAAUACCAUCUAUAUUUAUAGCAUUAGUGAAAAUACGUUUUUUCCCGCCAAUUCAAGGAAAGGGGAAAUCAGGACGAGCAGAGCCAUCUAUGGACAGAUAUAUUUCACAAAAAUAUAUAAAAUGAGGACUGCAUUUCCCCCAUUUUCUGUUCAUUUUCCCCGGCGGCAAUGGGUUAAAACAAAUAUAGUUGGUGGACAUCAAGGUCACAUAGUGCUACCUUUCUAGAUUACAUUAGGCUAAUUAUAAAACUGUAUUAGAGUUGGCUACCAACUCUGUCAUGUUUUCCUUGUUAUGCAGAGAAAUCAUACAUAAUUACAGCGCUGACCCACAAACAAUAAACUUUAUAGUCAAA